Messenger RNA from Cervus elaphus (red deer), 750 nucleotides. It is a transcript of the gene SMIM33, whose product is annotated as small integral membrane protein 33. NCBI's taxonomy places the organism in Eukaryota, Metazoa, Chordata, Mammalia, Artiodactyla, Cervidae. The record is from RefSeq and is a predicted model, not a curated record. Bases 255 to 653 code for a protein of 132 amino acids. The transcript is spliced from 2 exons.
GUGGCAGGGGACGUGAAAGGAGGUGCCUAGGAGUAAGAUCAAAGCACUGUUAGAGUUGAGGGCUGGGCCCAGGGUAGUCCAGAUGUUCAAGGAAGUGAAAGCGCGGGAGAGAGCGGUGAGGGUGUGUGCGUAGAGGGUGUGUACCCUGUAAGCCCCAUAGACGUGGCAGCUCCGGGUAGGGACCCAGCUGAGGCAACAGGCUCUCCUUUGCCCAGCUGGCCGCCAGUCCCAAGAGAGCCUUGCACAGCCGGACAAUGCAUCAGGCUGACCACCAUCCGUGGCUUUCUCCAACUGUCAAUGGCUCAGCAGGGCAGGAGCCCCAGAAGCAGCUUCCAGAGUUGCUGGGCGGGGCCUGGGAAUCUCGUCCAGGGGUCGGGCUGCCUCUGCUCACCAUCAUCGUUGCUGUCUUUGUCUUGCUGGCAGUCUGUAUCGUGGUGGUGGUCCACUUUGGGCCAAAGCUGCACAAAGGCCAUGCCACUCUCGCCACAGAGCCACCAUCCCCAAAGCCGGAGGGCGGCAUCCACCUCAUCCGCUGGCGCAUGCUGGACCAUCAGGACAGUCACGAAGACGCCCAUCAGGAACCUCCCGGCCCUCACUCCUACCCUGUGCCAGAUGGGUCCAGGUUCAGCAUCGAUGAAGUCACGUUUCUGUAGGAGGGAGACUGGAAAGUUGGCCUCAGCUGUAUCAGAACAAGAAACUGGACAGAGUAGUGCAUGCUAAGUUGCUUCAGUUGUGUCUGACUCUUUGCAA